Cladocopium goreaui is the source of this 2418-nucleotide messenger RNA. The record is from the annotation of a GenBank genome assembly. Lineage: Eukaryota; Dinophyceae; Suessiales; Symbiodiniaceae.
AUGUCUGCUCCAUACCACAAGCCGCAAGCGCGGCAGGACCGCGAACUCCUGCGACACCUACAUCGUCGAUUGACUUCAUCGACGAUUCCAGUGCCCCUACAGGGAGAAACUUACGGCAAAUGGCACGCCAGGAUGAUGGAUGACCUUGCGGCUGUUCGAGACGCUGAUGCGGAGGCGUACAGAAAGGAGUAUGGCCCGUGGCAUGCUUGGGAAUAUCAGGAAUGGCAUGCCAAAGAGCAAGAAAGAGCCACUGCGCCAUGGAAUAUUGCUUCGCAUGGUGCCGCAGCUCCCGCAGUCACAGUCGCAGGAGGAUCGCAGAUGUUUCCUCAUGCUGCUGCGAAUGCUUCUACAACACCAGCCACACCAACGCCUGUGGUUGGUGGUGCCGCUGUACCUGCUCAUGGCGAAGGUGGCUCCAAGGCUCCUGUGCCUCCAAUGCUAGCCAAUCCGUUGCCUGUGGCAGAGAUCAAAAAACUCAAACAUGUCUUGAAAGCUCGAUCGGGAGAGGCUGGAAUAGACGAACUGGCACAGCGAUAUAGUGCAGGCAGCACUGAGGACAAGAGAGCCAUUUUGAACAAAUACAUUGCUGACCGCACCUUGAGUUUCCGAUUUGAGAUCGCUCAAGAGACUGAGCUAGCAAGAAUGGAAGGCUCGACUACAAGCGGCCGGUGGAUGACACUGAAGCAAAUCGCUCAGCAAGAGGGUAUGCAGCUGGACGAUCCUCACCUGCCUCUGGUGAUCAAGGAUUUACCUGAGAGGGACCAUGAAAAUCCAGCUCUUGCCGCUGAGAAUGUGAAACAGUACCGCGUGGAGAAAUUCAAGGAUCAUGUGUCAAAUCAACACAAAGAAGCUACUGUGUUUCGGAACACAGCAAUGGGAAUGGAGAGAGUCAGGAAGCCCGGGAGCCAGCCGUCUUCCGCUCUCUCAGUUGGUGGCAAAGGAGGAGGCAAGGCUUCGGGAGCUGGCCUUGUCGUUAAUUGGAACACAGCCAACAAAGGCAUCAAAAAGAACAUCAGUGCUGGCUUGAAAGACGCCAUGCAGGCGAUGAGUGUCUCCCAGAAGUUCCGGUCCUCCAUCGAGACUUCGAGUGACAAGGUAGCUCUCAAAGAUGGCCAAAAGAUCUUGCAGGAAAGCAUCGAGGCAACGGAGGACAUCGUGGAGGCAACUCUUGAUACGGAGAUUGAUCACUUGCGCCUGAAGGAGUCUCUGCAGGCUUUGCUGAAGACAACUAUGGCCUUCAGAGAUUUGUUGUAUCAUGUGGCGCCAAAGGCCAAGCCAACUCCGAAAGAGGACAAGCCAGUGACAUUGAGAGAUGGCACCAUUCGCAUCUUUCCAGUGAGACUAGCAGGAUGCAUCAUGGAUGAGUCUGCAAUGCAUGCAAUGUGGUGUUGCAAAGGCGCCUCUGGUCGACGACCGUGCAUGAAAUGCAAGAACUGUGUUGCCAAACUGGCAGGUGGCAUCGCGCCUGUGGAGGUUGGGCUGUUUGUCCAGGCAUUAUUGUCAGAUGGGAUGAGCUGGAACCAGAUCCAAGAUUGUGCGGCAGUGGACAUUUCCUCCACCCAUCCUGUCAGUCUGCAAUCCCGGAAACGCUUGCUGUCGGAUCCUUAUUUUGGUUCCAAUGUUGGAUGGAAAGCGUCUGGAUCGGAGCACAUGAUGAUGAUGCCGCUACUUCACUUGUGGCUGAUGCUACACAUUCAUGGUACACAGCGUUGGGAGCGCUUGCAGGACAAAUGCUAUUCCUUCCAACUUCUCUGUGAACGGUUGUAUACCCUAUGUGUCUUAGCUUGGAGCCAAAGAAGCACUUUCCGAGAUCUCCUGCGAUCCAAACAGCAAGCCCAUUAUGCUCAGUUUUUGCGAGCCUAUGGGCGUGAGCAUGCUAGACCGAAGCAUCAUUAUUCUUUGCAUGCAGCUGACGCGUGGACUGAGUUCGGUUGCUGCUUGGACACAAAAACGCAAGAACGCAAGCAUCAAAUGUUGAAACGAGAGAUCGAAUCUUCCGGACAGAAUCUGGCAGGCUUCGAAGAACGCAUGCUUCGACUCAUCUUGUUAACACAGGUGAAUGAAUUGAACAAGGCAAGCGAAAGCAUUGGCAAGGCCUUCUUGUGCGAAAGCACCUUCGUGAAACCCAAUCACUGGCAAAGUUACACUUUGAAACAAAACCUUGUCACGUGGAAGGUGGACAAUGUUGUGAUCCAGCAUGAUUUGCUUUGGGCUGGAAGAAUCAAAUGCUUUGAACAACAUGGUGAUACCAUCACAGUCGUCCUGGAAAAAUUUGAAUCCACUCGGGUCAUUGGAUUUGGCCUUUUCGAAUGGUGCAGAGCAGACACUGAAUUGCUUCGGAUGAUGUGGAAUGAGAUGCAAGUAUAUCGACCCGCCCAUUGGAUACUAUCAGGUAACAGUUUACUCACCCUAUGGUAA